UCUCUCGGGACCUACGGCCCCAAAACUCUCCGGACACGAUUGUAAGGGAAAAGAAAAAUACCAACAGCGAAAGUAAAUCUACCAAAAAAAGAAAAAGAAAAAGAGAAGACCCAAAACGAGGAGCGAGGAGAGAAGGGAAGGUAAAAGGCCUCAGAUCUCUCUCUCUCACCCCCCGCCCCCCUCCCAUCUCUCUCCCUCUCGUUGCUCUUGGGAGACUCCCCACAGGUACCCUCUGUCUGCUGGUCCAUUUGCUGAUAGAUAGCAGCUGAUCUUUUAGGGGAUUGCACUUCAACAGUACCACUACAGCGAAUUUUCAGUGAAGAUGAAAAAAGCCUUUGAUCAAACUGUUAGAGACCUCAAGAGAGAAGUCAACAAAAAGGUCUUGAAGGUCCCUGUAAUCGAACAGAAAAUUCUUGAUGCAACCAGCAAUGAACCUUGGGGUCCUCAUGGAUCGCAUUUGGCAGAUAUAGCACAGGCUACCAGGAACUUCCAUGAGUAUCAGAUGAUCAUGUCUGUUCUCUGGAAGAGGGUGAAUGACAUAGGGAAGAAUUGGAGGCACGUCUACAAGGCAUUAACUGUUCUUGAAUAUCUGGUGGCACAUGGAUCUGAACGAGUUAUUGAUGAGAUUAAAGAGCAUGCCUACCAAAUAUCGACUUUGUCUGAUUUUCAAUAUAUUGAUUCAAGUGGAAGAGACCAGGGAAGCAAUGUAAGAAAAAAAUCACAGAGUCUUGUUACACUUGUAAAUGACAAAGAAAGAAUACAAGAAGUUAGACAGAAGGCUUACGCUAACCGGGACAAAUUCCGCACUGGUGGAAUGCACAAAUCAAGUUCUUAUUCAGGUGCUGUAGGGGGUUAUGGUGACCGCUAUGAUGAUGAUAGAUAUGAAGGCCAAUAUGGGAGUAGAGAUGAUGACCGAGGUGGAUACGGGAAGGACAAAGAUUGGAAUUACAGGGAUGAAGACCGUUAUAGAAGAGGUGCUGAUUCUUAUUCUCGGGAUGGAGAUCCUUAUGGCCGCACUGAUGAACGCUACAACCGAGAUGGCUACAGAGAUUAUGAUUAUAGAAGUAGGGGCAAUGAUGAUAAUCAGUUUGGCCCAAGAAAUCAGAGUUUUGAUGGUGAAAGGAACCGUCCUGGUGAUGAGGAUGAUCGGUAUUCUUCUAGAAGUGGAGGAGGAAGGGGCGAUGAGUAUUAUCAAGAUGAAAGGCGACUGGAGCGUAAGCUUUCUUCACAGCAUAGUGCACCACCGGCAUAUGAGGAAGCUGUUGCUGAAGCUGAAAGACACAACAAUGAAGAGAGUGAUGGAGGAAGUGUAGGGGGCUCUGUGCACAAAGCGUCCACUCAGCUUGGAAGUACGGAUCAAAGUCAGGGCACUGCUGCUGCUCCUAUAACUACUACUCCUGUGAGCAAGGAAGUCAGUGACUUUGAUGAGUUUGAUCCUCGGGGCUCUGUAGCAGGACCUACUUCCACUGCUGGUGCAGAUAAUGAUCUUCUUGGUUCACUUAUGGGUCCAUCAUCCCCAUCUGCAUUGGCGAUUACACCAGUCCUUGCCUUAGCUACAACUUCUGGUGCUGAUGCAUUUGCAGAUCCUGGUUUUGGGACAACUUUUGUGGCUAUGCCACCUACAAACUCUACGCUGGGCCAGCCUAGUGAGGAUCUGUUUGGCAAUUCUCCUUUCAAGGCGAUGCCUACUCAAGAACCAGCCACCUCUCAAUCACAGAAUUCUGCAGCUACAACAACUUUCUCUGCUUCCAUUACAAAUGAAGGAUUAGACACUCUCCAACCUUCUGUAUCCAUGGUGGAGAACAUCUCUGAUUUUGGUUUUGGCGAGUCAUUUCAGGCCUUAACUUACACUCCAACUGCUGCACCACCUCAAGAAAACCUAGCAAUUCCACCCGCCCAGCUGCCAACCCAACCCCCUCCACAGCAAUAUCUGCAGCCACCACAGGCCCAACAGAUGCAGCAGCAAUAUAUUCCAGAACAGCCACCACAGCUGCAACAACUGCCACCACAAUAUGUGCAGAUGCAGCCAACAAUACAGCUACCAUCACAGCCACCUAUGCAGUCAUCUCCACAGCUACCAUCUCAACCACAAACACAGCAACCUCAGUCGUACCUACAGUCCCAGGUGCCAACACAGGCCCAGCCCCAGCCAUAUAUGCAGCCACAACCAGAGUCACAUAUGCAGAUUCAGCCACAUCAAAGUGGUGAUGUCCUGGGAAAUCUUCUUCCACAGUCAGCACCAACGGUCACACCAUCUGCACAAACAGCUGGUCUAGCUGAUAUGACUUUGAAGCCUCAGACUCAGAAGGAUAAAUUUGAGCCCAAGUCAGCAGUUUGGGCUGAUACAUUGAGUCGUGGACUAGUCAAUCUUAAUAUCUCUGGACCAAAAAUCAAUCCCUUGGCAGAUAUUGGUAUCGACUUCGACUCCAUUAACCGGAUAGAUAAAAGGAAAGAGAAAGAGAAAGCUGCUGCUGCUGCAGCUGCAUCUUCUUCUGGGGCUAUGGGUAAAGCUAUGGGAGCUGGUUCAGGAAUUGGUCGUGCUGGUGCAACAGGUUUGGCUCCUCCUCCGAACCCCAUGAUGGGUUCCGGGAUGGGCAUGGGUGGAGGAAUGGGGAUGGGGAUGGGGAUGGGAAACGGUGGUGGAAUGGGCAUGGGUGGUUAUGGUGCUGGAAUGAAUCAAUCCAUGGGUAUGGGCAUGGGCAUGGGAAUGGGGAUGGGAAUAGGCAUGGCCCCAGUACCACAGCCUCGACCAGGUUCAGGCCUGCCACCCACUGGUCCAGGCAUGGCUGGUUACAACCCGAUGAUGGGCAUGGGAGGUUAUGCCCCUCAGAAUCCAUAUGGUGGAUACAGGUAAAGUUCUUUUGUUUUGAAAGCGGGAGAACAAGCAAAGAUUGGAAGGAAAGAGCUCAAUGCAGCUGCUAGUUUUGGCACAGAGAAAAAUGUUGUGUUGGUGAUUGUGCACGAGCUGCUGGUCUGAUUGCUGGUGGUAUGUGUAAUUUUUUGAACUGGCUCUUGUAUAAUCUGCUGCUUCACCAUCUUUUUCGGUUUUUCGAUCAACCAUUCUCUUACGUGCUUGGCAUAUUGGCAGUAUGACAUCAUCUUCUGCAUCCCCCCCCCCCCUUUUCUCUUACUGUAUUUGUCUUCCUUAUCCUUUGUUCUUUUACUAGGAAGAAGGUGCUUAUUAGAUGGUUGGGAACCUUUGAAUGUAUUAUGAGUUUUGGUUGUCUAUGAUAUAUACGUUCCUGAUGAAGAAAUAAAAGUUCAUUUAUCCUUGAUUCA
Nymphaea colorata (pocket water lily) is the source of this 3279-nucleotide messenger RNA. Its product is annotated as clathrin interactor EPSIN 2. Lineage: Eukaryota; Viridiplantae; Streptophyta; Magnoliopsida; Nymphaeales; Nymphaeaceae. Bases 323 to 2854 code for a protein of 843 amino acids. The transcript is spliced from 14 exons. Gene Ontology annotation, molecular function: phospholipid binding; clathrin binding. Gene Ontology annotation, biological process: endocytosis. Gene Ontology annotation, cellular component: endosome; clathrin vesicle coat; plasma membrane. The record is from RefSeq and is a predicted model, not a curated record.